AUGUCGGCGGCUGCUGUUGCCAUCCGUAUUCGGAGUGCACUAUCAUGUAGCACGCCGUCUUCGAAGGAUCUUGCGGCUGUCACGGAGAGUAUUCCGACACUGAGACCCGACGAGCGCUUGCAGUUGGUCAUGUCCAAUACAUGGGGCGAGUUGAUUGUAGCACAUCUUCCCGAUGACAACGUUUUCAAGUUGUUGCAUGUGCUCUCUGAUCUGAGGCCUCCACCACCAGCCCGUGAUAGAUUCUUUUCCAGCUUUGAUAUGCCAGGAUUGUGUGAGGCUUGUGCAGAGAAGCUCCGGGUUGCAUCUAGCAAGCCAAUGUCCGUUACCAUGCGACUAUGCGUUCGGAAUCUCGCGAGGUAUCCAGUUUUCAGGCUUCGCUUGUCUGGAGCCGUUCCAAUUCUCGCACAGUCUCUUUUGGAUAGAGAAGUGGACAUGGAUAUUCUUGCUUCCAGUGCCGCUGCCUUGUGCAACCUAUGCUGCGACAAUACACUCAAGGUCGAUGUUGUUCGCCUAGGUGUGGUGCCAGCUCUUCUGUCCAACUUGAAGCGGUCCCCUAAGAUGUCUGCUGCAGAGGAUCUUGUAGCAUGUUUAGGUGUGCUUAUUGCUGGCUACCCCCCUGGGGUCGAGGCCCUCUUCAAUACAGGAGGCGAUGCAGGAAUUCUCGUGGAGUGCUUGUGCAGCAGCCAUCCUGCCCUUCAGACCCUGGCAGCGGAAAUUCUGGCAGAUGUGUGCAGCUGCUCCAGGGGCUUCACAACAUGGCUUGUGAGUGGUACCGAGCUGCUCGGCAGUCAUCUGGGCCGCCUCCUGAGCCUCGACGGAGAUCCGCGCUUGCUGGGUGCCUCCCUGAAUCUGUGCGAGCGCCUGGCGGAGGCGGAGGAGUUCGCCAAGGAGGUCCAGAAGGGCCACGCGGUCCAGGCUCUGCAAGCGAUAGCCGAGCUGCCCGCGGACCCCAGGGAUCCCCAAGAGGCCGACGCGCGACGGCCACCGACCAAGCAGGAGCAGGCCAGAGGACUGCUGGGCAGGAUUCUGUUUUUCUAA
Molecule: messenger RNA, 1038 nt
Organism: Prorocentrum cordatum
Lineage: Eukaryota; Dinophyceae; Prorocentrales; Prorocentraceae
Source: the annotation of a GenBank genome assembly